GUGGCGGGCCGAUAAGCCUCGCUUCAAUCACGUGGCGUGAUUAGUUGGCGAGCCGGCCGCCGCCGCACCACUGUCGCGCUAACGAAGUGGCGCGAGACUCCGUCCAUGCUUGAAGAUUAAAACAAAACUGAUUCUGCACCUUGGAACCGGUAACUUCCCGCUUUACACGCCUGUACUGCGAGUAGCUGCGCUUCCUCGCGCUUACUCGCCUGCUUGCUUCGGCGAUCCGAGAGUUUUGUUGCUGUUGCUGUUGCUCUGCUGUUUGCUGGAGUGACUUUGAAGAUUCAGCCGCAGCCACUUUUUUGGUGGUAUCGGGAUCUCUGACUCCAUCAACGUUGCGGCCAUUGUGGUCUCCGCUGCUGAUGGUAAACUGACCAUCAAGGUCAACAUUGUAACAGCAACUAAAUUUAACGAAAAUUACAGAAGAGAUCCGAUCCGCAAUGCACCGCGGUCAAAGGUGGACUGAGGAACCUCUCAUUUGGAACUUGCCUAUAUACCCAUGGAUGCUGCUAUAAUACGUGAGUCAAAACAAUGACUUUAUAUAAAAAUUAAUUUUUUAUUAGGUUAAAAUGCAGGUAACCUAAAACUAUAUAAAAAGAAGCACACCAACUUCAAGUUUCAAUCAUUAUUUUUUAAAAAUUACACAAAUACAUAUAAGGUUAAGGCAUUAAGCAUUUCCGUAAGCAAAGUCUUUAACGCUGCACGAACUGCCACGUCGAAUGUGUGUGCUGUCUCGUCGACUCCGGUUCAACUGGUUCGUCAAUUCCGGUUGCGACUGGUUCGCAGGUCUCGGGCUCAGGAACACAAGUAUCCGACUGGUCAUAUUCUUGGGUAGCGACUUUUUCUUUGAGACAUGGAUGACUUUUGCGACCACGGCUGCGACUUAUAUAUGCCUCGGUGCUUGGUAGACACGAUAACUGACAGAAUUACGACAAGACGCAAAUCGCUUGGGCAUUGAAGGUCGCAAAAGUUUGAAACAAGUCCCAGUUUGGUGUUGCACGUACAGACGCGGUGACUACCACGUCGAUGCGGGCUGGAAGCAUUUUGUGUGGUCUCAUGUGUUAGCCGGCACAGUUUCCAGGUUCGCACAAUAUAGUAGCUGCUGAGUCGGUUCGAAGGACACAGGUAGGUGUGAAAACCACCAGUGCUGAGCGCCUCCAUCACAGGUUUAUAUAUAUGUACGCAGAUACCCGGCAUCCCAGUUGCUGUACUCGACACUGCUGAAGCUAGGUCUAACGCUUACGUACACGUUUGCGGGAUGAAACGUAAACAUCUUCUUUCAAGUUUUGAUGACAACUGAAGCCACGAACUAUUGCACGCCUUUUAUAUAUUGUUACGAACGCGAGAUACCAGAUCGCGAUAUCAGGUGCGGAGCUAGCUGGCAGCCCUGCGCGUAACACGUGGCCGCCACUGACGUAAGACAUGCCAUGGGUGCCUGGCCGGAUUACAAGGGUCAUCGCUACCGCCUUCCCCCUCCGCUCAUCGGGCAUCGUCCUGGCACGGCGCCGUUAUCCGUCGCUGAACGGCCCUGGGAAUUCCGCGGGCCACGGCGUGAGUGAGUGACGAAGUUAUUCUUGACACUUCAGGCGUCGGGUCUGUGCGGGAUGACGCGACUACCCCCAGCUACGCUCGUCAUUUCUAGAAGGGCGCUAGAGACUAUUUUAGCUGGGACGCCGGCCUCCGAGACAAUUUGGGAGCGCGUGAGUUCUUGGGGCGAGUAGAGUCCCGCGGCAGUUUUGGUAGCGAGAGUGCCCCAAGUGCAACGAAGAGUUCGGCGACGGAGUUUGGCGACGGAGUUCCACGAGAAGUGUAGCCCAGUGAAAUGUGCAGUCUGUAAGAACUUGACCGACACUGAGUGACUUAAGAAUAAACAUUUUUAAGAAGAAGUAAUUGGUGAUUAGGCAAUUUUAAGCAAUAUUUAUACAAAUAUAAGUAAUCAAUAUAACUGUUUAAUAAAACUUAUUUUGGACUAUUCCUUACGAACACAGUUCUUCCCCACAUUAUUACUAAACCUUAAUAAUAUGCAGGCUCCUACUUAUAUUACGAGUGACAUUUCUACAUUAGCUACGAGUUUGCAUAGGCACAUACUCUUUCAAACUUGUCGUGUGGCUGCAAACCAUACAUUUCACUAAGUUUGCCAAGUGAAGGACAGCCGUAGUCAGUCUGCAGUUAGACUAUUUCAACUGGUGCUUCACACAACACGCACAGCCAUUUCUUCUGAUCAGGUCCGGCGACAUAAAUGAGACAAUGCGGAUUUUGCAGUAGACAAUCAACUAGAGGGUAUUUAACUUGGUGUAAUUUAAUUUCACACUCAUGCCACUUUAGGUCAUGGUAGUAUUUACAUAGCCAUUCGUUUGACAAUUUACUUUUAUCGUUCAUUUAUUUCCAGAAUAUGGAGGGCGGAAGGUGCGGGUUCGAGUCUUGUCGUCGUCCUUGCAGCGCGCUGGCGACAUGAUGACAUCACGACCCUCGUCGCGAGUCCCCUUGCCGCAUUUCCAUUUCCGGUGCGGGGAGCGCCCGGCGAGUCUCGGGGGCGGGGUUGCGCCGGCUGCACCAGGAGGCGGCCAGUAGCGCGCCGGCGGCCGACCCAGCCUCGCCUGCCUCCGGGUCCCAGGCCGGCCGGAGCAUGUGCGCGAGUUUCAUGCGUGUCUUAAAUUACAGUUUAAAAACUUAUUGCUAACCGAGAUGAUCGAGGAAUUUGAGUCUGCACUACAAAGCCUGUGGGGAAGAGUGCUACAGAGAGAAGUAAGCGCGAGCGUGGUUGCCGGGUGUGCUGGCGGUGAGCGCGAGACGGCGCGUGCGAGGGGCGCGUGCGGGAUGUAGGCGCGGCUGGCGGCGCAGCAGAGGCGGCCGCGGUGGCUCAGCUGACCGCGCGCAGCGACCCAGAGCGACGCCCGCCUACCGGAGCAUGCGGCGCCAUGCCGCCGCCGCGGACUGACGGCGCGGCUCCCGGGGCAGCAUGCGCCGACCGCACGACCAGCCCCCACACCUCGAGUGCGCCGUCGCCUGCCUGUGGCUGCUGACUCCGCUCACGGCCACGCUGUCGCUCGUCAGCGUCUGCGUCGCCAUGACGACCAACCAGUGGCUGCACACCGAGGAGAAGAUGCCCAACCCCGGCUACAACGGCACCGGCGAGAAGGACUACCUGUCCAAGGUCACAGUGUCCGGCCUGUGGACGCUGUGCUUCAGCAACCCUGGGGAACGAGAUAUGCAGUGUUAUCAUAUCGAUUACUUCCCUCGAGAAGAGUACAGUCCGGACCCGAAUGACUCUACAAUGGCCAUACCCUACGCCGUCACCAAGUCGGCAGUGUUCUUCUUCCUGGCGACGGUGAUACUGUUCGCGGCCGAGUUCUGCUGCCUGUUCGGCCACUUGGCGCGCCACAGGCGGCUCUUCACUUUCAUAUCAGGCGUGCUGUGCAUCGUGUCAGGCCUAUUGAUGCUGAUCGGCCUCGUGAUGUACAUCUCCAUCUUCAAGGCAGAGAUCGGCAGCAAGCUGAGGCCGCGCUCCCAGUUGCAGCCGCCGCUAUUCACGUACCGCUAUGGCUUCAGCUUCCUGCUGGUGGUGUCCGGCUUCAUGUCCACCGAGGUGGCUGGCACGUGCGCCAUCUUCCUCUACAUCUACUGGCACCAGCUGGAGUGGGGCCGCCAGGGUCGCCACAAGAUACCUGCCUCGUGUGUGCUGCUGGACCAGCACGCCUCCUACCCUCCGGCCUGCCGCCGCCACCCGCCGCCCCCAGCGCCAACCUUCAGGCCAUGCAUGCAUGCCUCGCCCUCCCUGCACAGGAGGUACUACCUCGAGCGCGCGGGCGACGCCGUGAGCGUAGACAGCUCGCCUUGUCCAGCUCGCUCGCACCUGCCCAUCGCCGCGGUGGCCGGCUCGCUGUGCGACAUCAGCCUGUCGUCGUCCCUGUACCACUUGCCGCCCGCCGGCGCCGCCUGCCCGCACUACUACCCGCGCCUCGCGGCAGAGGAGCUGUGCGGGCUGCCCCCAGCCCUGGGGUCGCCGGCGCGCCCCCCGUGCCGCCACGGCUCCGCGGUGUCGUUCCCGCGCGACGCCACCACCAACACCGUGUCCACCACGGCCGACAUUAACUCCUGCGGCGGCGAGGGCGCGCUCGACGACGAGGACGGCGAGUACUCGCCGUCGCUGCAGCACGAGAACGAGUUCGUGACGUUCGACAUGGACGACCAGCCGGCGGUGCCACCGCUGCCGGCCAGGCCCCUGGUCGAGGACGCGCUCCGCCGCAAGGAGUUCGGCCUGGACGCCCUGCGCCGCACCACGCCGGUCUAGUCCCCGAGUACCACCGAGCGUUCGAGGCGCUCCCCGUGUAGGACUGCGUGGUUAAGGCACCGCUGCCGGCCAGGCCUCUGGUCGAGGACGCGCUCCGCCUCAAGGAGAUCGGACUGGACGCCCUGCGCCGCACCACGCCGGUCUAGUCCCCGAGUGCCACCGAGCGUUCGAGGCGCUCCCCGUGUAGGACUGCGUGGUUAAGGCGCCGCUGCCGGCCAGGCCCCUGGUCGAGGACACGCUCCGCCGCAAGGAGUUCGGCCUGGACGCCCUGCGCCGCACCACGCCGGUCUAGUCCCCGAGUACCACCGAGCGUUCGAGGCGCUCCCCGUGUAGGACUGCGUGGUUAAGGCACCGCUGCCGGCCAGGCCUCUGGUCGAGGACGCGCUCCGCCGCAAGGAGUUCGGCCUGGACGCCCUGCGCCGCACUACGCCGGUCUAGUCCCCGAGUGCCACCGAGCGUUCGAGGCGCUCCCCGUGUAGGACUGCGUGGUUAAGGCGCCGCUGCCGGCGAGGCCUCUGGUCGAGGACGCGCUCCGCCGCAAGGAGUUCGGCCUGGACGCCCUGCGCCGCACCACGCCGGUCUAGUCCCCGAGUACCACCGAGCGUUCGAGGCGCUCCCCGUGUAGGACUGCGUGGUUAAGGCACCGCUGCUGGCCAGGCCUCUGGUCGAGGACGCGCUCCGCCUCAAGGAGAUCGGACUGGACGCCCUGCGCCGCACCAUGCCGGUCUAGUCCCCGAGUGCCACCGAGCGUUCGAGGCGCUCCCCGUGUAGGACUGCGUGGUUAAGGCGCCGCUGCCGGCGAGGCCUCUGGUCGAGGACGCGCUCCGCCGCAAGGAGUUCGGACUGGACGCCUACUAGCAUAUGAUGCCGACAUAGUGCUUGUUCUUGGACACUCAUCAAGCCUUUCUUAGUGCAUAAUCAUGAAAUUGCUAUAAGGCUGAAAUAAUAACAUAAAUUCUAACUUCAUGGAUAACAUUGUAAAGGACUGUUCGUGGUAACAUCCAACGCAAGAAUUACAAAAAAUAUUUACAACAAUUUUUUUUCCUUAA
Messenger RNA from Bacillus rossius redtenbacheri, 5340 nucleotides. RefSeq lists its product as uncharacterized. The record is from RefSeq and is a predicted model, not a curated record. The coding region runs from base 2960 to 4291 and encodes 443 amino acids. Gene Ontology annotation, molecular function: voltage-gated calcium channel activity; channel regulator activity. The transcript has 8 exons. Gene Ontology annotation, biological process: neurotransmitter receptor transport, postsynaptic endosome to lysosome; positive regulation of synaptic transmission, glutamatergic; transmission of nerve impulse. NCBI's taxonomy places the organism in Eukaryota, Metazoa, Arthropoda, Insecta, Phasmatodea, Bacillidae. Gene Ontology annotation, cellular component: postsynaptic density membrane; AMPA glutamate receptor complex.